This is a messenger RNA of Trichomonas vaginalis G3, 291 nucleotides long. RefSeq lists its product as uncharacterized. The transcript has a single exon. Lineage: Eukaryota; Parabasalia; Trichomonadida; Trichomonadidae. Bases 1 to 291 code for a protein of 96 amino acids. The record is from RefSeq and is a predicted model, not a curated record.
AUGAAGAAAUCUCAAAUCAAAAUCAAGAGUUUCGUUAUUGAUGAAAGAAAAGAAACAGAAAUGGUAGUUGAUUGCACAACGCGGGGAUUACCAGCUCUCCUUCGAAAAAAGAAGCGCAGACUAAAAGAUGUACAAAUCAUUGGAAAUAAAAGCGAGGAAGUUAGUGUUCCCACCGAUUCAACAGAUGAAUUCGACCUAUUUCAACAAUUCGAUUUUAAUUCCUAUAAUGAUUCAUUUUCACAUGAAAACUUUCUAGAUAAUACUCCAUUUGAAAUUCCGAAAGAAAUAUGA